AUGCAUCACCAUCAUCUUCAUAUGCAUCACACCUUCGCGGCCCAUUGUGCUCUGUUUUUUUGGAUGGGAUCGACUUUCCAGGGUGGGUUUUUGAACAAUUGGGCUGACGCUGGGUACGUGAGAAAGCUCACCCUAAGCGUGUGCUGGAAUUCUUUUGUGUAGCUUGGGUCAUGAGGUACAUAAUUUUUGUUUACUUUGUAGUUGAUAUUCAUUUGGAUUAUUGAAUUUAGCUCUAAAAUGGUUGAUAAAGCGGAUUUUUUUGAGAAAGAAAUUUUUUUUUGUCAUCUUUGACUUUACUUUACCCAUCUAGCCCCUCUAAAACAAUGUGAGCGCAACAAUUCUCCCAAAUUUCGUCAAAUCUUGAUAUGUCCCUCUUGUGGUGUGUCUCCUGUUUCCAAAUAGAACUCCUUUGGCUGUUUGUGGAUGCCCAUCUUUAUCUGCCGAUGUCAUUUUUUCGCGGCGAAUUUGGGGUCGGGAAAUUCGAUUUGAGAUGGAGGGGCCCUAUCCCUUUCCUCGACAAACGGAUUUCACUGCUCCGUGCCCACAGCCGAACUAAAUACAGGCCCGUUUAUGAAGUGACUUGAUCUUUGGUGCCGGCUGGAAAAGUUGUGGUUGGUUUCUGAACUUGUUGAUCUUGUUGAUGACCAACUUUUUGCAUUUCUGGGAUUAUUUCUUGAUCCGAACAGGAGUAUGACGGUGCACAGGUCUUUUAAAGUUUUUACGUCAUCGAUUGGUGUCGAAAAAUUUUAAAAAUCGGGAAUGGGUUCAACGUUUUUUGUGUGGUCGGCUAGCCGCGGCAGGUAUUGCAAAAUUAAAAAAAGUUUUUGAUACUCUGAAAGUUUUUUGUUCUAGUGGUGAUAAUUUUUACCUUAUUAGAACGAACGACGUUCAGAGUAUCAAAUACUUUUUUUUAAUUUUGCAAUACCUGUCGCGGAUAGCUGACAACACAAAAAACUGUAGAACCUAUUCUCGAUUUUUACAUUUUUCGACACCAAUCGAUGGCGGAAAAACUUUAAAACACUGCGCACAGUCUAAAUUCACGUUUGGAUCAAGAAAUAAUCCUGAAAUGCAUAAAGUUGGUCAUCAACAAGAUCAACAUGGUCGGAAACCGACCUCAACUUUCCAACCAGCACCAAAGAUCAAGUCACUUCGUAAACGGGCCUGUAUUUAGUUCGGCUGUAGGGCAGAGUAGUGAAAUUUUUUUUGUCGAGGAAAGGGAUGUGUGGAAUAGCCUAUUUGAGACUGUUUUGUUUGCUGAUAAAAACUUUAUUGAAUCUUCCAGUGUGACAUAGCCAAGUCUAUUGUUUUCUCCAGCGAUCUGUAGCCUAAGUCGAGCUCAUUGAAGGUCAAAUUACUGUAGAAUAGGCACUGCAUAAUAUCCUUUGUCAUAUUCCCCCAUUUCCCCUAAAACUUUCCAAUAACCAGUUUUAUGUCCGCCCAUACGCAUGCAUAUAUGACACUUUGCAUGCCAUUUUAUAGUUCAUAAAUUCCACAAAGUGUCGCCCGAGGCUGUUUAUUUUCGCCAACGGCAUUAUUGUUUUUGUUGCGCAAUUCUCAUUUCGCAGUUAUUGGCUUCAUGAACUUGAAGUGCGGUCGGCUUAACGUUUGAGUCCGAGCUGAAAAUAGCGUAUUUAUGGCUAGUUAAGGUCCUAACGAUGGUUUUGGGGAGCUGAGAAUUUGUCAGCGAGCUCUGCUGUUGGGGUCUUAUGGCAAAUUUUGUCUCUGCUGUUCAGGCAUCGUCGAGAUGUUCAACGGUAUUUACUGUUGAUCAGAGUGUCUGGAAAGAACUUUUCUGACCGCUCUCUCCACCUAAAGCACUCUCUCGUCGGAAAAAAUCGCUGAAAUAUCGGUUGCCUCUGCAACGCGCAACCCAAAAAUUUUAGAAACUGAAACAUGUCCUACAACUUUCUGAACAAACAAAUUUGAAAUUGUUAGCUGAUCUUUGACUUCCCCGACUCCAUUUUUAAUUUGCCCCUCCCUCCAAACGCCCCAUCAAAUUUCGCGGUUGGAACGCCAAAGUUCACGCGCCUUCCCCUCACCUCAUUGCCCCCUUCAGUAGCCUUCCCUGAGGUCCUUAUUUUGAAUGUAAAAAUUCUUUUUUUUUUAUUCACCUGAAAAAUGGCGCCGAAAAGUGGGGCCAUUUAUAUUUCGUUUGGGCUUUCAUCGCGGGUCUUUUCGAAAAAAAUAUGUAAAGAAUAUCAUCCGAAAGUAUUUUUGAGCGGGAGGAUUUGGAUACUCGAGAUUAGCGGCACCCAUGCAUUUUUUUUUAUUUUUUGGGCUUUAUUUAAAUUUCGAGGGCCCGUCUAGGUGAGGGUGUUGGUUGGGAAGGGAUUAGAAGGGUGAAUAGAAGUUGUAGUUUUUGAAAAUGAUGUGUAAGUAUAAUAUGUCUGUGUAUUAAAGUUGGGAAGUAUAAUCCUCCUAUCUUUUUCAAAUUUGGCGUGAAUCUUUUGUUCAGGCUAUGAACCAAUUGUUGAAAAUUGCAGCUCGCGCUUUGCAGACGCAGCUGAGAUAUUCAACAGGUUUUUGCAAACAGGAGAAUAUGGAAAAUGAGGAGAGCGGAGAAGGGAAAACCGUCCAAAAUUGGUUUGGAUAUGGCAGAAAAGUGUUUCUUCCCUGGUCUCUCCCUCAUUUUUCAUACUCUCUUGUUUGCAAAAACCUGUUGAAUAUUUCAGCUACGCCUGCAAAGCGCGAGCUACAAUUUUCACCAACUGGUUCGUAUCCUGAACAAAAGAUUCACGUCAAAUUUGGAAAAGAUAGGAGGGUUGUACUUCCCAACUUUAAUAUACAGACAUAUUAUAGAUACUAUCCACAUCAUUUUCCAAAACUACACCUUCAAUUCGCCCUUCUAAUUCUUUUCCAGCCAACACCCUCACCUAGACAAGUCUCAGCCGCCGUGUAAUGCGCAAGCUUGAAUUUUUAUGGCACCGGCUACUCUUCUCGGAAUAAAAAACCCUCUAACUCAAUUACGUCAAACUCCGGGCUCUCCGACAAACCCCCUUAAUCGGCCUACUCAUCCCAAACCAUUUGAGAUUGACCAUUUUUUUGCGGCCCUAAACGUUUGGGGGUCAUUUGAUUGAAUCGCGGGGGGAAGCGAGGGGAAUUAGGUUUCGGUCAAGGGCUAAUAAGGUUUAUUUCCGUUUAUGUCCACUACAUCAAAAAAAGUUUGAUUCAAUUUGGGCCGGAAGAUGAGAAAAACGUGGUGGCCGCGUAAAACGGGGGAAGGAAAUGCAGAUUGGUCUUGGAUUGGAGCCAAGAAAGAAACGUGAAGGGUUUUUUUGGGUUAUUGUAGAAGGGAAGGGGAGAGGAACAUAUUGUUCUGUUAUAUAUAGGGUUCCAAAAACAGUCAUGAGCCAAGAAUUGGAAGCUUGUUGAAGCGAUCAAAGUGGGCUUGUUUUUAAAAGACGAUUUCUGAGUCAGUGAAUCAGCCGCCAGUUAGCCGUGGACAUAGGAAAAAAUCGAUUUUGAGUUUUUUGCAUUAAAAUGACUGUUGGAAGGGGCUAAGCAAAAGCGAACAAUAUUUUUUCCCAAAUCCUUCGUUAAGGUAUAUUUUUUUACAAUUAACUGUUUUAGAAGUAAUCGCCUCUAGCUGUGGUAUCUUGCCUUACAGUGCAGUGAUUUGACGGCUACUGUAGUUUUUGACCCUUGCGAACACGAUGGAGUGAUUAUUUUUCCCGGUUUCCUACUGUAACAUACCGUAAUACCGUAUCGACCGCUAAAAAACGGUCGUAAAAUCUUUGUUUCUAAAAACCCCCAGCUGAUUUUUUGAUAUGUUAAUCAGCGUAAAAUUCUGCUCUAGACCCAAUCAAAAAAAGUGCAAAGAGUGGUGCGACAAAUUUCGUGGUGUAGUGGUUAGUGGGCGGGACUACCAUUCCAGCGUCCCGGGUUCGAUCCCGGCUGGGUGCAAAUGUCAAAAAAAUGCCGCAAAUCAAUUUUAAUGUAAAAAUAAGGAAUGUCCAAGGAACAUAAAGCAAUUUUAAAUAAUUAUGACACCUCUGUUUUCGAGUAAAUCCGGUUUAAUGUAAUCUUAGCGGCUGAAAACGGAAAAAAUAAAAGUGCUUCAAAUGGGAUAAAAUUCAUAGAUAUGGUUCUACAGGUUAUUAUAAGAAAUUUUUCCGUUAGUCUUUUUUUGUAACUUACAGUAUAACGGAUUACUGUAGCAUAAUGCAGAAUUUCGUAUUUUGCGUUCUACAUGGCGAAAAAGAGCUGGAAGUAAAGUCAUAAUGUGCAGAAUUAUUACCAAGAAGCUUAUCUGUGAGAAAAAAUAUUUUUUAUGGCAGUAUGAUUUGGUAUACCUGAAUAAUCUUACACCGUAUUAGCGAUCAACGAUGACAUCAGAACAUACUCGAAAUAAUUUGGAAUUUUGUUUCGGGUAACGAAAGGCGACUUUUUUUGGUGGCAGAGCGGUCUAACAAAAAAUCCCGACCUUUUUUCAAGAACAUCGAAGGGAAAAUCGAAUUUUUUGUAAUAAGUUGCAUGUUACAGUAAUCCUUUAUACUGUAAGCUACAAAAAAAGACUAACGGAAAAGUUUCUUAUAAUAACCUGUAGAACCAUAUCUAUGAAUUUUAUGGAAGCAGGCCCUUUCGGGGUGGGCCCUUUCGGGGUGGGCUUUUCGGGGUCGCCCUUCCGGGGUGAGCCCUUUCGGGGUCGGGCCUUCCGGGGUGGGCCCUUUCGGGGUCAAGGCAAAUACAGGGGUUUCCGGGUCCCGGAGCAUAAAUAAUUUUAUUUUUUUGAAACUACUGAUUUAUGACGUAAUCUUGUAAAAUCUUUGAAAAAAUGAUAGAACAAACACCGAGAUUGAAAAUGUUAAAAAUGACAUUUGAUAAAAGUUGGAAACAACCGACUCGUGGGGUGUGUCAACGGCGCUGAAUUCGAAAAUCACGUUCAUUUUUUGAGAUUUUUUCAAAAUUAAAGAGACAAUGUUUUUAUUGCAGAAAUUCUUGAUUGCAUUGCGCCGAAUCUGGCGUUCAAAGAAUUUAACUUUUUAAUAUGCAUACAAGGAAACUUUUAUCAAAUGUCAUUUUUAACAUUUUCAAUCUCGGCGUUUGUUUUAUCAUUUUUUUCAAAAAUUUUACAUGAUUACGUCAUAAAAUUAAUCAGUAGUUUAAAAAAAUAAAAUUAUUUAUGCUCCGGGACCCGGAAACCCCAGUAUUUGCCUUGACCCCGAAAGGGCCCACCCCGGAAGGCCCCACCCCGAAAGGGCUCACCCCGGAAGGGCGACCCCGAAAAGCCCACCCCGAAAGGGCCCACCCCGAAAGGGCAGUAACCCGAAUUUUAUCCCAUUUGAAGCACUUUUAUUUUUUCCGUUUUCAGCCGCUAAGAUUACAUUAAACCGGAUUUACUCGAAAACAGAGGUGUCAUAAUUAUUUAAAAUUGCUUUAUGUUCCUUGGACAUUCCUUAUUUUUACAUUAAAAUUGAUUUGCGGCAUUUUUUUGACAUUUGCACCCAGCCGGAAUCGAACCCGGGACGCUGGAAUGGUAGUCCCGCCCACUAACCACUACACCACGAAAUUUGUCGCACCACUCUUUGUACUUUUUUUGAUUGGGUCUAGAGCAGAAUUUUACGCUGAUUAACAUAUCAAAAAAUCAGCUGGGGGUUUUUAGAAACAAAGAUUUUACGACCGUUUUUUAGCGGUCGAUACGGUAUUACGGUAUGUUACAGUAGGAAACCGGGAAAAAUAAUCACUCCAUCGUGUUCGCAAGGGUCAAAAACUACAGUAGCCGUCAAAUCACUGCACUGUAAGGCAAGAUACCACAGCUAGAGGCGAUUACUUCUAAAACAGUUAAUUGUAAAAAAAUAUACCUUAACGAAGGAUUUGGGAAAAAAUAUUGUUCGCUUUUGCUUAGCCCCUUCCAACAGUCAUUUUAAUGCAAAAAACUCAAAAUCGAUUUUUUCCUAUGUCCACGGCUGACGCACUGACUCAGAAAUCGUCUUUUAAAAAGUGUCGCAGAGACACAAAAAAAGUCUUUUUUAAAGGUAACUAGAAGACCCUUAGUGACGUCUUCAGGGUCAUAAAGGGGUUGUCGGAAAAGUGCUUUUGCUUGUCUAUUCAAAACAAACAGUCUUUUUGUGUUUCUGCAAUUCUUUCGGAUUUUAAAUGUGGACUUAAUCUGAUAUAACUUUCACUCAACCGAGACUUCAUGGGACGUAAAACCUGAUUCACUUCGAAUUUCUGUACUUUUACCAAUUUUUUACUAAAAAUCUCUGAUGUUUCUGCAAAACGCGAGUUGAAAUUAAUCUUCCUGGUGUAUAGGUGGCUUGAAUAGUACCAUAAGGCUAACCAGGCAUUUUAAAGGUUCAGAAACCAUGUUUUGAAAACAAACUCUCAUAACUUCGAAAGCUUUCCGGACAACGUAAAAUUUCUAUCAUACUGCGUAUAGUGGUGGACCUGAUCCAGUGGCAAAAAACGUACCAUUUUGAUCCGGGAAGUAUCAAAAAUGUGGCAAAAUUCUUCCCUCUCCAGCUUUCGAAAUCUGAGUUUUUCACUUCGAGAGGGAGGUAUAAUAUUUUGCCACAUUUUUUGAUGCUUCCUGGAUGCAAAAUGGUACGUUUUUUGCCACUGGUUCGAAUCACUGUAUCAGUCUCAAAUGCCAAAGGGUUGACUUCAAAAGCGCGUUAUUUUUGUGAAGGAAGGGCACGCCCUUCAAUAAACCGUAAUCCCCCACUGUAGAUUACGGCACAAAAAUCGUAAUUCUGAUCGAUAAAUGCCGCAAACUGGUUGCCCAAAAGUGUCGCGACACCCUCCUUUUGAGUACGUUCUCUGUAAAUUUAGACUAUCCAACUUUCCCUCCUUUUAUUUUGUACUUCCACCUCUAUCUUUGGCGGAUAUUAUACUCAAAUUCGACGUUCUCUCAAUAACAAUUCUUGUUUCUCCUUCAAAUUUAUACCCAACCAACUUUCGUGUUAUGACUUUACAUCAGCAAUACGUUUAUUACAACCGGGAGUUCUUCCGUUUUACUAUAAGUACAUGUAAAUUGAGUCCAAGUCCAUAUAAGCUCUAAAUUGGGAAUGAAUUGGUCUGAAAUUUUCAGUUUUUUAUCUCAAUUUUGGAAGUGGGGAUAGUUCAGAGUGGAGUGGAUAGAUUAGGGGAUUUUCGGGAUUUAACGGAUAAAAAUUUAUUCUGUUUUGUUUCAAUUUAGUCUAACUUCAACUCAUUCUUCUAAAUAAACAACUAAAACUUGAUAAAACCAAAUUCAACGCCAAAAAUUUGGUUUUUUGAGGGAAAAUUGCAAAAAUAAGACGUUACAUAAGAUUCCCAGAAAAAUCCUUCUGAAGGUACGAGGAGGACGCUAGAAUUUGAGCUGAUUAUCCACCCGAUUAACUGGGUAUUACUUUUUUUGAAUAUUUUUCUGCGGAUUUGCCCGGUUCACUCCUUCUUUCUGAAUGAAAAGUGGUAAUUUAUAAUUUCGAGUCGAGGGAGGAAAAUGAGGAUGUUUUAGACCACUUUACGGGCUCCAGAUUAUCACUAUAGGAGUGUGAUUGAACUUUAUCGUGUUUUAGUUUGUGGGUGGACUUCUUAAACACUGGAUUUAAGUGGCUGGGAAAUGUGAAAGGGCAAAACAAUGAAUCUGUUGGAGGUUCUUUGUAGUUGUGUUAGAAGUCUGUCAAAGUUUUCACAAUUUUUUUUGUGAACGCCCUUUAUUAUUUGCUAAAAAUUUUUGCUUGCACUUUGCAGGCGUAGAUGAAACUUUUUGCGAUCUUUGCACACGAGAGAUCAUGGAAAAGGAGGAGAGCUGGCUGGAUGAAGAAAUAUCUCGGCCACUCCCACUUCCUCAUCCUUCAAAAAUAUUAUGUUUUACAAGGAAAACACUUCUAUGGGGUAUGGAGCUACAGUGACGGACCUGAUCCAGUGGUAUAAAACGUACCAUUUUGCAUCCAGAAAGUGUCAAAAAAUAUAGCAAAAUACCUCCCUCUCCUACUAAAAAAGACUCCGUUUUGAACGGCGCGCCCUUUCCCUCACAAAAAGAGCGGGUGCGCUUUUGAAAUCGUAGUUUUUUUUCACUUGGAGAGGGAGGUAUUUUGCUACAUUUUUUGAAACUUCCCGGAUGCAAAAUGGUACGUUUUUUGCCGUUGGAUCGGGUCCGCCACUGUAAAGUCGCUAACGUGAUUUUUGGCGUUUGUACUAUGCAGAAAAAGUCAGAGUGCGAGCGAGAGCCCAAAAAAAGCCUUUGCACGGUGCAAACAGAAAUUUUGUUUUUCUCACAGUCCAUGUCGCUGAAAUCACUCCAGCGACUUUGCGAGCUCACUAAAUAGUGUUUCCUUCGAAAUUUGGCAUAAAUUUUAUCAAAAAGGAGCAAAGCGAUGCCGUUGAUCUCCCGUCCAGACAUAAACAGAAGCCUCAAAACACGCACUGUACGUUCGUAUGUUGCGGACAGUGGGAAACCGAAAUGUGUGGACGGAAAUCUUCGUCUUCCCCCUUUCCUUUCUCCCUGCGGUCUUCGUCAUGGACGGCGGGUCCGAAAAAAGCCGAUUAUGGCCAUCUUGAAUCUCCGACGGCAUCCCCCUAAUGUCUUCUUUUUUCGUGACUUUCGAACUUCCCACAAAAAAAUCUCGAGAUUUCCCCGCGCCGUAAAAAACUUCCGACAAUGUUUUUGGAAAAAGAGGAGGAGGAAGAGGGAGGGGAUCGCAUUGUUUUAGUGAGCCCAUAAUGGAGCGGGUAAUGUGGGUAUGACUAUAAAAUGAAUCAUUUUUGAUUGGGUGUCAUAAUGAGCUCAUAAUGAGGAGAUUGAGGGUGGAGAAUUGGUGUUUGGGUUUUGUUAUUGGUAACGGACACAAGCUCUUUUGUCACCCAAGCAUGCGUACAAAUAAAUAAUGACUAAACUUGUCGGGGAAAAUGCUCAGAGUUGUUCAGACUGCAUUCAUUUGAGGCUCUGAAAAGUCUGCGUGGGUUUUGUAAUAUCUGAUUCCUCCAAAAAGUUUGCCUUACGUUUUGCAAAAUCAACAGGUCUACUUGUCGAAAACAAAAGUUUAUUACGCUUUUUCGAAAGUGCCUCGACUUUUUUGGUUUUUUUCGCACAUACACCAUGUUGCGCAACGCAUUCCUUUUCGAAAAAUUUUGCACUGUGCAAUUUCUUUUCUUGCGCCCAAAAUUCGCGAACUCCGUUGAGGGAAGCUUGCGCCGCCGCGACAUUGCGCUUACACGGUGCAAAAGAUCAAAUGCACGCCUCAAAAACGGGUUUUGUGCACGGUGCGGCCCACGACAAAACUUUGGAAAAAAUCGAAAUAUCAAUUCCUGAAAGUUUUAGCACGCGCUUUGCAAGCGCCGCCAUGAUAUUGAACGAUCUUUUCCGCCGAGAGAGUACACUAAACGCGGAGAGCGGUCAGGGAAAAAAAACACUUUUUGGCUAUAACUUUGCUAGUUUCGUGCGAAAAAGUUGAUUUUUUUUGAAACAUUACCAUCUAUGAUAGAAAUAGGCAUGAAACAUUUCGUGCCGGAAUUCGGCAAAAAGUGUCAAAUUUUCGCCGACUUUGGAUCUAAAUAUCUCGGUUGUUUCUGCAAAGCGCGAGUUAGGAUUCUCGCAUGUAUUUUACGAGGAAAGUACUUCUAUGGGGUAUGGAGUUACAGGUCUCAUAUAUCAAAAAAUUCGCGAAAUUUUUCUAAUUCAAAAUAUGCAAAAAUUAGCUGCCUAAUUUUGGUUUGUAAGGGUGAAAAAAUCCUCAGAACUUUUCUCGCAACACCACGAAAAUUGCCUUUUUUACAUUGGAACUACUAAUUAAGGUGUAGUAUAAAUUAAAUUUGAUAUUUUAAGGCUUGUCAAGAUACCAGAGUUUACUUUAGCUCAAAAACAAGCAUAUGAUUUGGUAAAAACUUCGUCAAAAAGGCAUUUGCGCGGUGUUUUGAGAAAAGUUCCGAGGGUUUUUUCACCCUUACAAACCAAAAUUAGGCAGCUAAUUUUUAAAUAUUCUGAAUCAGAAAAAUUUUGCGAAUUUUUUGAUAUAUGAUUCGACCUGUAACUCCAUACCCCAUAGAAGUACUUUCCUUGUUAGAAAAAAAUGUUCUAAAUUUGUGCCAAGUUUCAACAAAAUGAGCAUCGCACUUGGCGUACUUCCCUUAUUUAACAAAUCCGUAUCAUUGCGGGUAAAUAGUCAUCCACCAAAAUAUGUCCAUAUUUUUCCGCAUUUUCUAAUGUUUCGCCUCUUUAUUACAAAAUAAAUUUCACUUUUUAUUUCCGCACAGGGCUUAGGAUCCAUAAUUAAUAAGCGGGCGGGGGAAACAAAUGAUUUGUAUGUAAUUUUUAAUUAGUCAAAAUACGAAAAACAACUGCUCUAUGGCGGAUUUUAUGGGAUAAAUUCGCUGUUUACGGCCGCAAAAAAGUUAUUGGGAUUAUCGGAACAGUAACAAAACAAACGUCACGACUUGGCCGAUUGAGGGCUUAAUUUUUAAUUUUUUGAGGAAGUUAUAUAUAUAUUUUUUGUCUGUCUGUUCAAGGUAAGAUCGCUUUUGGCCUUUUAUACCUUUCAAUAACUCAGGAUAAAGAAAGCUAACGUUAGUAUGUAGCUAAAAUUUGAAAAAGUGGGAAAAUUUCAAGCCUUUGCCAAGUCUCUGCCGAGGCUUCGCCGAGCGUCCGCCGACCAUACAACGGCUUUACCAGGCCUCGUAGGCACUUCCUACAACCUUUUUUUGGGGAUCCACAUGCGCUGCGCCCCGUAUCGAUCGAUUUUGUGACGGCCCGAAUUGUCGUCGAUCCUAAGGGACAUGCAAGAUUUUGCUCGAUUGCUCUGGGCAAUCGAUAAAUCAUUGUAAAUAAACAGGAUAAUCGAUGUAAUAUUGGCGGGUCUUUUGUUCUUAGGGCCAAUUAGAGUUUGUAUUUUAAUUUAUGAUCUAGCUUAGAUGCAUUCAAUGCCUUGGGGCUUUUGAAAAGUGAAGUUUUGGUGAAGUGAUGACUUUUCGUUAAAAACGUUCUGAUUUUUCCUUCAAGGCAUAUUUUUUUGUUUUUUUUCUACAUAAGGGAGAAGCUAUAGUCGUUUUACAUUUUUUCACAAAGCAACCACCUUAUUUCGCCUUUUAGUUUUGCGAAAUUUCAAAUUUCCCACUUUUUCAAAAAUUCUCUGGCAUUCUGUUGCAAGGCAUAGAAAUUGCAAAAUAACUCACCAAAUCAUCACUAAGGGCUUCUACUACAUAGUGCACUCAAGAUUGAUAUGAUUUUCUAAAUUUCCCCAUUCAAUUUAUAUUAUCCUUUCUCACGUCUAACAUCUCUCUAAAAUAAUAUCAAAAACCUCUCAAUUCCUGAUGAAAUCCCUUUCUGGACUCGAAAAAAAAGACUGUCCUCGGAUUAUUGGUUGCAUCUCUCUGCCGGGUCUUGCUUGAUAAUCUUGCAAACAAAAGCCAAAUUAGUAAAAGUAAUACGACAAGUCUGGAGGCCCUCAAGCCGGAAACGUCGGAUUUCUCGGUCUUAUUCGAUUUCCACUGCUUUUUUGCUAUAUCGAUGGCAUAUGCUCCCGUUGAAAUAUGGGAGAGGACUUCUGGCUUUAAUUCAUCCGGAUUUAUGGGGAUCAUGCCUUGGCGCUUAUUCAUGGACAAGAUAAAUUGGACUCUUCCCCUUUCCCGAUGCGUUUGGGCGCUUGUAAAUUGUACUGUCAUCGGAGAGGGCGGUUUUAUCCACUCUCGGAAAUCGUCUUCUUCAAUUUUCUAAUAGCAUCCGCCAUUCCGCGGGUCUGUUUUUGCAGGUCUUCGCCUACAAUUGUUUGGUCGUCAUAAUAACGAAGCGAAGUCAAGUUGGACCUUCUUUUGUCUAAAGGCACGCGUUUUUCCGCCGUGAGAUUUUUGCGCCCGACUUUUUUGGGGAAUGUUCGAGCGAAGUGACACUUUACAAGGUCUCCUCAGUUUAAAACACGAUUUUUGAGUCAGGGCACCAGCGGUGGUCUUAGGAAAAAAUCGAUUUUGAGAUUUUUGGCUUAAAAUAGUCGGUAGCACUUGUGGAAGAAAAGCUAAAAAUAUUUUUGCCCAAUUAGCCUCUGGAGGCCGAUGUGAUCCGAACACAGAAAUCAAACCUGGCAUACAGGGGUUUUGACACCCAGCAAUCUGAAAAUCGUAGCCUUUUUACCGUCAGAUUACUGUAACAUGGUCAUACUGUAAUCCGGUCGAUAAAAAUCGACCAUAACUGCCCCACUACUGGCUGACGCAGUGACUCAAAAAUCGUGUUUUAAGUUGUUUUAUCGAUCUUCGGCAAAGACAUGUACGUUUGCGGAGAAAAAGUCGGUUAACUUGUGUCCGAGGUGUUGCUUUUUCGAUUUUUAUCCAUUUUUGCAAACUUUUUACAGUGGCGGACCUGAUCCAGUGGCAAAAAAACGUACCAUUUUGCAUCCGGUAUCUAAAAAUGAAGCAAAAUACCUCCCUCUCCAAGUGAAAAUACUCCGAUUUCAAAAGUGCUCUUUGUGAGGGAAAGGGCGCGCUCUUCAAAACGGAGUUUUUUCACUUAGAGAGGGAGGUAUUUUGCCGCAUUUUUUGAUACUUCCCGGAUGCAAAACGUUUUUUGCCACUGGAUCAGGCCCGUCACUGUAAUCCACAGAGUUUCUCUGAUAAAGAACUUGUAAAAAUUAGCUGUCCAAUGUUAGUCUAUCCAUAAUUUUUAACAAUAAAUGUGUUUUUUGACGGAAGAAAUUCACCGCUCCCCGACUUUUGGGGUCGACGACAGUUCGGGUCAACACAAAAUCCAUCAAUACUGGGAGUAGGGAAGGUGGAUAUCAAAAAAAGGUUGUAUGACGUGACUACGAGGCCUGGCAAGGCCGUUGAAUGUUCAGCGGACGCUCGGCGCACGUCAAGGUAAAAUAGAAGAAAAACGGGCGCCCAAUGAAAAAGCCUAGAAUUUUUUUUGGCAUUCUGCCCUGUGCAAUUUCGUUUUUGUCCAAAUAGUUUGCAAUAUUUUGACAUAAAGAUUAAUAGUAAAUCACAAGAUAUUGAUACCAAUAGAAAGCUCGAGAGUUGCUUAAGCUAAUAGAACCAAAAUAUACCCAUAAUUGUAGUAUUUUGACAGUCUUCCAAGGCGAAGAAUACAACGUCUAAAUAAAAGUUUGUAUCGACGAUACCGAGUCAGAGAGCGCUGGAAGGAGGUAUAGGCUCCACGUCAAAAAAUCCUUAAACUGUUCUUCGAGUAUCUACACCGGUCUCAUCCCGCUUGAUGGGACAGUUUUUUUGAUAUUCGGCCUUGAAAUUUACACUAUUUUUAGUCUAGCUCGAACCAUGUUCAAAAAAUGCGUCACAAUGACACCCAUUUAGAAUGUACCAGCGGGACAAAAAACAGUUGUAUACUACUAGUAGUACUCCCUAGAGUUGCCAUAAAAAAAUUAGGUUAAAAAUUGUUGUUAUGUGCAAUUUUGAUGACAGAUUUUAUGAAUUUUUUUUUGCUGUGAGAACCUUUGCAAUGCCCGAAAUUUCUUGACGCGCGGCGAAGGCUUGGCGGAAACUUGGCGAAGGCUUGCAAUAUUUUCACUUUUUCGAAUUUUAUUAACUAUUGCUAACCUUAAUUUUUUUGACCCUAAGUUAUUGUAACAUAUAAAAGACCAAAAUUUGACGGCAAAAAACGAAGAUCCAUAACUUUUAUCUAGACAUUAUUGAUGUGAGUACAUGUAAAAUAAUUCAAAAUAAGUGAUGAGCUAUCCUAGGACCGGUGAAUCUUAUUAUUUCUACUAUCUAAGCCUUCUCCUAGCCUCCCCCAUGCAUACAACGACGAACCGACGCGAUCCAUAGUAUCGCUGACCCGAAAAGUCGUAGCGCCGGAUUUCCACGCCUCCGCAAACGGGGCUCUAAUUCACGGCCUAUUACUCCAUACCCCAUAAAAGUGAGUGUAUACUCCUUGUUAAAAAAUUAUAAUUUAAGUCUGGGACAGUUUGCAUUAAAAGCCAAGCGUGGUACUUCCAGAACGCUCCUUGUAAACCGAACCCAAAAAAAUUGUGUAAAAACUCAAACUCUGCGUAAACACGAUUACAGGAAAUAUUUUUUGUACAUGCAUCUUGCCCAUUGCCCUUUUUUACUGCCUUGUUUUUACACCCAUAUUCAUUUCAUACAUCUAUUCCGCAAAAAAAACUUUUACCCCUCAAGCAGUGUAUCCGAUUACAUUGUCGUGCCGGAAAUGCGAAAUAGAAAGGUAUUUUUUCGGGUCCCAUAUUUACAUAACCACUUGUCGUGCUUUAUUAUUGACGUAUGGAAAUUUGUGUACCUGUGUGUGGAGGGAGGUGACAUUUAUGGUUUGAUUGGAGGGAGGAGGAUUGUGGAGUUGAGGUGGAAGGUGGGAGAGCCAGUUCUUUUUUUAUUUUUACAAGUAGAGUGGCUGACCUGACUCAGUGGCAAAAAACGUACCAUUUUCCAUCCGGAAAGUAUCAAAAAAUGUGGCAAAAUACCUCCCUCUCCUAGAAAAACUGUCCGUUUUGAAGGGCGUGCCCUUCCUUCACAAAAAUAACGCGCUUUUGAAGUCGACCCUUUGGCAUUUGAGCAUGAUGCUUGACCGAAAAUCGGAAAAAAUCAAUUGACUUUUUUUGGCGUACGUAAAAGCUAGCAAUAGAAAGAGAAAACAGUCAUAUUUUCCGCCAAGCUUUUGAAAAAAAUUUUUUUCUUUUUCAAAAAAUCUCAAAAUUUUUAAAAUACGGUAAAACCAAAUAGUCUGUUCUCUAGCCUGUUCCCAAAGUCACUGGAGUAAUUUUUGUAGAAAAAGUGAGGGUGCAAGCGACAGCCCGAAAAAAACAAAAAAUUGCACGGUGCAAAAAGCAAAAUAUUGCACAGGGCAAAGUGAGUUGUUGUUUUCGCACAGUGCAUGCCGCAAAAAUCACUCCAGCGACUUUACAAAUGUACUAGUAUUUGAGCUUAAAACAUGGCCAAAAAUCGGAAAGAAUUACUGAUUUUUGAUGGCUGAAAAGUGCAUAAAAGCUAGGAAUAGAAAAAAUUAGUCACAUUUUCGUCAAGUUUCGUUAAAAUCGGUGGACUUAAAAAAUUGACAUUUUUAUUUUUUUUCAAAAAAUUGACUAUUUUUUUGAUUUUCUUUCCAGAAAAUCAGCAUUUUUUUUAUUUUUCCCCAAAAAAUCGAUUUUUUUCUAAAAGAUUGGCAAUUUUUUACCCAAAAAAUCGAUUAUUUUUUUAUUUUUUUUGCAAAAAAAUCGACAAAUUUAAAAAAAAAUUUUUUCGCAAAAAAUCUACAUUUUUUUUUCCACAUGAAAAAUCGACAAAUUUUUUUUAUUUUUCCCCAAAAAAUAGACAUUUUUUUCAAAUUUUUUUUUUUCAUUUUUUUUUCAAUUUUUUUUUAAAUCGACAAUUUUUUUUAAUUUUUUUCUUCAAAAAAUCUCAAAAUUUACAAAACACGUCAAACAAAAAUUUACCUUCAAAUCCGUCUCACCUAAAUUACAGCAUGAUCCCUUCACAUUCCGCCAGAACAGGUCAAAAUGUUCGUCAGCGGUAUUUAAUAUUUAUUUCCGUCUCCAUUUCAUCUUGUAGGUGGCAAUUUGUUUUGUUUGCCGUAUAAGGAGUGCAGCGGGUUUGUUUCCAAUUCCCUCUUCUCGAUGUCCACUCGUCGGCAUUUGAAGGCGUGGGAACACCGAAAUAGCACCCAAAACAGGUGCAUUUCUCCCAUUUUUGAUUGCGAACAAAAGGGUUGCGGGGAAUUUGGAAACUUUAAUUUUUGACUUGACAUAACAAUGAAGGAGAAUUGGUGGAAAAUUAAUUUUUUUUGUUGAAAAUUGAGAGAAUUUUUUGCCGAAAAAAGCGAUUUUUUUGGAUGGGUUGUGACAUAAAAGUCGGGUCCUACGGUAUCUUAUCACAUAUUUUGAGGUAUUUUACAUGUACUCACAUCAAUAAUAUCUAGAUAGAAGUUAUGAAUCUUCAUUUUUUCCCCCAAAUUUUGAUCUUUUAUAUAUUUCAUUAACUUGGAGUAAAGAAAACUAACGUUAGUAAUAACUAAAAUUAGAAAAAGUGUACAAAUUUCAAGCCUCCGCCAAGUCUCCGCCGAGCCUUCGCCGAGUGUCCGCCGAUAAUCUGACGGCUUUUCCAGGCCUCGUAGGCACUUCCUACAACCUUUUUUUGGGUAUCCGCCAGCCUUCCGCCCUGUAUCAAAAGAGAUUUUUAGGCCUGUGUUUGCAAAGGCAAUCGAGAUUUUUUGGUCUUAAAAUGAAAAAAAAAAUAUUUUUUUAUUUUUCAAAAAUAAAAAUUGCCAUUUUUCUCAAACAAUAAAUUAAGAAAUUUAAAAAAAAAAUCGUUUUUUCUGGCACAAAAAAGUAUUUUUCUCCGACCGUCUCUCCUCAUUUUCCAUGAUGUCUCGCCUAAAAACCUCGUUCAGUAUCUCGGCUGAGGGUUCAAAAUGAAGGCUGAAAAUUUUAGAGAAUAAUACAUGGUCUAUUAGCGUUGUUGUGACAAAAUUUUAAGGCAUUCCAAAGUUUGAGUUUAAAGAAAUUUUUCGAGUAAAAAAUUGGCAAACUUCUUCGAAAAAAUCGCAUUUUUUGCGGUUGAGUUCUUCAUAAAUAUUUAGAAAAGGAAUGAGAAUACGAUAGAGGACCCUCAGUAAAAAUUUCAACACCAAAAAAUUCGAAAAAUUUGUGUAAAUCAUCAAAUUUUGGCCAAAAUCUCGGUAAUUUCCCUAUACUUCGAAAAAAAUUCAAAUUUUAACGCUGACAUUCAAAGUUUAAAUGCUCAAAAUGACUUUAGAAGAGUCUCUCGUGCCAUUUCCAAAGAUCUGAAGGGGUUUUGAAAGUCUUGUUACUUCCCAUUCCUUUGUCAUUUCAUUUGUUUGACAAUGAGCCGUCAAAAUUUUGGGAUUUCGUUUCUGACAAAAUGAUCAUUGUCUGAUCCACUCGGAGAAGAAAAAAUGUCACGUUGAGCUCAUUUUUGAGGUUUUUAAAAGUAUUUUUUGGUUUUCCUUUGGUUUUAUGAGUAAAAAAAUUUUGGGAUUUUUUAAAAUUUUCCGGAGAAAUUGUCAAACUUGACGUGAGAAUUUUAAUUUUCAGACCUAAAUUUGAAUUUUUAAUAUGGAAAUAGACUUUUUAUUUUGCGUGCCGACCCGACACCAACGUUUCCGUUGCACUGGGCAUUGAAAAAGGGUUCAUUCCUUUACUUUUUUUAAAAAUUGUACCCAAUUUUAAUCGGUUUUGGGAAUUGUCGAGCUAGUUAUUGAUGGGAAGUGGUACAAACAAGAAGGAAUGGGAUUUUUGGGAUAUACCUGAACUUUGAGGGAAAGUGACAUUUUAUACGAUGAAAAGUGUUUUGGGAUUUUUUAGAGGGCAUGAAAAGAGUCUAUAGUCGGGAAAUUAUCGUAGUAGGCACAAAAAAUAUUAUUGCUGAAAAUUCGGGAUUUAAAUAGAUGGGGACAUUUUAUACGAUGAAAUAUGUUUUGGGAUUUUUUAGAAGUGAUAAAAAGAUUUAAUAGUCGGAAAAUUGUCGUAGUAGGCAUAAAAAAUAUUAUCGCUGAAAAUUUUAGAAUUAAAAGGAUGGAUACAUUUUAUACGAUAAAAAAUUUUUUUGGGACUUUUUGGGGGUCGUAAAAAAUUUCAUUUCAGCGAAGGCCCGAUUAGCUAGAAAAAAAUCUUAUUGUUGAAAAUUCGCGAUUUCAAUAUCUGGGGACAUUUUAUACGAUGAAAUAUGUUUUGGGAUUUUUUAGAAGUGGUAAAAAGAUUUAAUAGUCGGAAAAUUAUCGUAGUAGGCAUAAAAAAUAUUAUCGCUGAAAAUUUUAGAAUUAAACCAAUGGAGACAUUUUAUACGACAAAAAAAUUUUUGGGACUUUUUGGGGGUCAAAAAAAAUUUGAUUUCAGCGAAGGCCCGAUUAUUUAGAAAAAAAUCUUAUUGUUGAAAAUUCGCGAUUUCAACAUCUGGGGACAUUUUAUACGAUGAAAAGUGUUUUGGGAUUUUUUGGGUCUUAUAAAAAGAGUUCAUAAUCGGAAAAUUAUCGUAGUCGGCACAAAAAAUUUUAUUGGCAAAAAUUCUAGAUUUAAAAAUAUGGCGACAUUUUAUAAAAAUUUGCUUGAGGUUUUCGUGAUUUUACGAUUUUUUUUAAAAUUUUUUGUGUAAAUUAUAAUCUGAAAAGCGACCGUUUACCCUUUUUUCUUACGUGGUUCCCUCGUUUCCAUUUGAUUUUUUUAUCCGAAUUACUUUCAGCUUCCCCUCCAUUGCCCAUUCUUGGGCAAAUGCUGGCUUGGUGCCGUUGCCCAAAAUUCUACGGGUCGCUGCGCCGAAUACAGUACUUAUACUGUAAGAUUUUUUUUAUUUCCCAUUGUUUUUGAGUUUAGGACUCAUUUUCUGGUUUUUUAUUUAUGCAAAUUUUUGAAAAAUUUAAAAUCCCAAAUUUUUAAAUAUGCAAAUUUUUCAAAAUUUCAAACAAAAAUUUUCAGCAAAAAACUCCCUGAGGCUACUCUCUGUGAUAUUCCUCACCAUCCUCCUUCUCCCUCCAGCCUCAGCGGCCGUUCAUUCGUUGCCCUUGAGCAGGCAUAGUAGACAUCGCCUACAGUGUAUGACUUGUGUCAUGGUACCCGGCGACACCACGCAAUUGGACCAAUUUCGGGUCCGACAGAACUUGAUUGAACCCUGGUGCGAGAUGGAGCCGGUGGAGUGUUCGGCUCAGCAAGAUACGUGUGUCACGGUUAGCAUGCAGGUAAACACUUCAAAAAAUAAAAUUUUUGACAAUAAAGGUUUUUUUAUCGUAUAAAAUGUCCUCUUAUCUGUUGUUAGACAAAAUGGAAGAUUUACUUAGCGUAUUUUUAGCCACUCAUGAUUUUAAUUUUUCAUAAUUUCUCAAAAAUCCCAAAAUUAGAAAAAAACCUGUUUCAUCGUAUAAAAUCUCACUCCUGACAAUUUUUUUGCAUACCAUAUUAUUCAAUAUUCUAUCAUUGCACCACUACCAAAAUUUCCAUGAUUUUUCAAAAAAAGUCGGAAUUUCCUCAAAACACCUUUCAUCGUAUAAAAUGUUACUUUCUUAUAAAAACGCCACACUUGCCCCAACAAUCAAUUUAGAUGGUCCUAGGAACAUUCAGUGGAAUAAACUGACCAUUUUUUCACUCUAAAAAUCGCUUUUUUUCCAGGUUGCAACUCGCCGAUUUUGGAUGGGCGCAGGCUGCGAUCAACGCGUAAAUUAUGACAUCCCAUCGGAUCGGGACGGCUGCGCGGAGCUUCAGACGUUCACACGCAACAUUCAGCCGGGCUACAUGGAGGAACGAAGAGCUUUUCAGCAGGUCUGUCUGUGCUCUACGCCUCUCUGUAACAGCUCUAGUAGGUCUAGUAUAACAUAUUUUUUGGUAAUGUUUUGCUUAGUUGUAGUGUUCAGGAUACGAUGA
Messenger RNA from Bursaphelenchus xylophilus (pine wood nematode), 19238 nucleotides. The record is from the annotation of a GenBank genome assembly. NCBI's taxonomy places the organism in Eukaryota, Metazoa, Nematoda, Chromadorea, Rhabditida, Aphelenchoididae.